GCCGCUGCCGUGCCCCGAGUUCCCUGGAAGGAAGACUCCGGCCCCGUGGCCCUGCACUGGCUGACGGGCUGUCCAGGGUUUGGGGCAGAGAGAUGGCCAGCCCUACCUGGAGAUGCUGCCAGGGAUCGAACCCGGGACCUUCUUCAUUCGAAGCAGAUGUUCGGCUGCUGAGCUGCGGCCCUUCCCAAAUGCAUCACUGUAAGCGCUACCGCUCCCCAGAGCAGGAGCCCUACAUGAGCCACAGGUGGAAGAGGAGGCGGUCUUGCAGCAGGGAGCAACAUGAUGGAAGAACACGAUACCCAGUUCGCCGGGAUCUGUCAAGGAGGUCACGGUCUAGAAGCCAUGACAGAAUGCCCUACCAGAGAAGAUACAGAGACAGAGAUGACAGUGAUGUCUACAGGUUUGAAGAGCGGAGCUCAUCUUUUGGAGAAGACUAUUACGCUGCACGCCGUUCACGGCACCACCGGAGAUCUCGAGACAGAGAGCGCCACCGGACAAGGAAGCACCAGCAUCACUGCCGAAAACGCAGGACCAGGUCUUGUAGCAGUACCUCCUCGAGAAGCCAACAGAGCAAUAAGCGCAGCAGGAGCGUGGAAGAUGACAAAGAAGGUCACCUGGUGUGCAGGAUCGGCGAUUGGCUCCAUGAGCGAUAUGAAAUUGUGGGGAGCCUGGGCGAAGGCACAUUUGGCAAAGUUGUGGAGUGUGUGGACCAUGCCAGAGGCAAGUCUCUGGUAGCUCUGAAAAUUAUUCGAAAUGUUGGCAAAUACCGUGAAGCGGCCAGACUAGAAAUUAACGUCCUAAAGAAAAUUAAAGAAAAAGACAAAGAAAAUAAACAAUGCUUUCAACAGGGCUUCCACUCUCAGACUCAUGGAUUUUCAAGCAGGCCCAGCCUGUGUGUCCUGAUGUCGGAUUGGUUCAACUUCCAUGGUCACAUGUGCAUUGCUUUUGAACUCCUGGGCAAGAACACAUUUGAAUUCUUGAAGGAGAAUAACUUCCAGCCAUACCCUCUCUCCCAUAUCCGACACAUGGCCUACCAGCUGUGCCAUGCCUUGAAGUUUCUUCAUGACAACCAGCUAACUCACACUGACCUCAAACCUGAAAACAUACUGUUUGUAAACUCAGAAUUUGAUACCUUGUACAACGAGAAAAAGAGCUGCGAGGAAAAGUCUAUCAGAAACACGUGCAUCCGUGUAGCGGACUUUGGGAGUGCCACGUUUGAUCAUGAGCAUCACACCACUAUUGUGGCCACUCGGCAUUAUCGCCCACCAGAAGUGAUCUUGGAGCUGGGUUGGUCACAGCCGUGUGACGUCUGGAGCAUCGGCUGCAUCCUCUUCGAGUACUACCGUGGAUUCACACUCUUUCAGACUCAUGAGAAUAGAGAGCAUCUUGUGAUGAUGGAGAAGAUCCUUGGCCCAAUCCCACAGCAUAUGAUCCGCAAAACACGGAAACAAAAGUAUUUUCACAAGGGAAGUCUGGUAUGGGAUGAGAACACCUCUGAUGGGAGGUAUGUCCAGGAAAACUGCAAACCAUUGCAGACAUACAUGCUGCACGAUUCUGCUGAGCACAUGCAGCUGUUCAGUCUGAUGAGGCAAAUGUUAGCGUUUGAUCCUGCCCAGCGGAUCACGUUUGGCGAAGCCCUGCUCCACCCGUUCUUCGCUGGCUUAUCUGCAGAGGAAAGGCGGCUUAGUUGCCGAGAUUCAAACCGGGACCUGAGCAGAUGACAGAUGGGGAUCAUGGAGAUUCCUGCAGGAUGUGUACAUACUCCAAGACUGGCCUGACAUUUAUUGUGGAGACUCCAGAGACCCUUCUGUAGCAGUGUUCCAAGGGGUUGGUGCAAUGUCAGGUGGACCCUGGGCCUGGGUGGGGGGGAGACAGCAACCCAAAAGCACAGAUUUGUCUCAUAUAUUUAUAUGUUGUAAAGUUCAAAUAAAGUGUUUCAUAUUGUUUGAUAAUUUACUUGUAUGACUGUGUCCAGCUAUUUUUGCUCCCUGCCCUACUGAAUUUUUCUGUUAACAAUAAAAUAGUGGUUUUAUAGCUUGCCACCAAUCUCU
This is a messenger RNA of Podarcis muralis (Common wall lizard), 2051 nucleotides long. Lineage: Eukaryota; Metazoa; Chordata; Lepidosauria; Squamata; Lacertidae. The record is from RefSeq and is a predicted model, not a curated record.